CGCCUGGGAGUGACGUCACGUACCCCGGAAGUGUUUUUCCGGCUGUCAUUACUCUUCAUCACUCUGCCACUGACUAACGUUUAAAAUCUGUCUGUAUUUGACGCUGGUGUUAGAAUGGGUGUCGUUUGACGCUUGAGAACGUGUUCUUCUUUUGUUGGGCUGUGGCCGGAGACCCAUGGAGGCGUUGGCGGAGUGCGGUUGAUCGUGUCCUCGCCCCCUUCCCCCUCCGGAGCCGAUGCACCAUGAUCCCCGUGUCCCUGUUGGUGUGCGUGCUGGCCGGCUGGUGUGCGGUGUACCUCGCAGACACGCUGCUACGGUCGUCGCCGACGCACCGUAUCGGCUACGAGUCGUGGCUGGCCAGGCGAGGCCUGAUGCUGUCCCCGUUCCACGUCCGGUGGCAGACGACCAUUUUCAACCGGCUCUUUGCGCACUGCGCCCGCAUCCACCCGCGGGUGCUCUACCUCUGGUUCAGCAGCGGCGUGGUUUUCGGCGUGGUGGCCAUGCUGGCGUCGGUGGCGCUGUUGGUGAAGACGCUGCAGCAGACCCUCGCUCAGAUGACCACGGACAAUCCGCGCAUCGGAGCCCAGCAGGCCCUGCAGGUGGUGGUUCCUGGUGUCAACCUCCCCACCAGUCAUCUGGCAUACUUUUUCCUGGCCCUGCUGCUCAGCGGCGUCAUACACGAGCUGGGCCACGCGGUGGCAGCACUGAGGGAGCAGGUGCGCGUCAACGGCUUCGGCAUGUUCGUGUUCGUGGUGUACCCCGGCGCCUUCGUUGACCUCUUCACCACGCACCUCAACAUCGUGUCGCCCGCCCAGCAGCUGCGCAUCUUCUGUGCAGGCGUGUGGCACAAUUUCGUGUUGUGCGUGGCGGCGUUGGCGUUCCUCUUCCUGUUGCCGCUCUUCCUCUUCCCGCUGUACUCCAGCGGCGCGGGGGCGCUGGUCACUGAGGUGGCGCAGGGCUCGGCGGCCGACGGGCCCCGGGGCCUCUCGACGGGGGACAUCGUGACGGCGCUGGAGGAGUGUCCCGUCGCCGGGGUGGAGGACUGGAACGGCUGCCUGGCUCGCCUCUCUCAAACGCCACAGACGGGAUACUGCGUGCCCGCCGCCGGCCUGCAGCCCAGCUGGGCCCACGGGCGAGCGUUCAAGCGACUGGACGGGACGAUGGACUGCUGCAGCAACAACAGCCUGACGGACUUGUGCUUCUCCUACGUCAAGCCGCGCACCGCCGACAGAGAGUACGCCUGCAUGCCGGUGCGCAAAAUGGUGACGGGCAGCCACGUGUGCCGCAGCGACCGCGACUGCGACGCCGGCCUGGCCGUCUGCGUCACGCCCUCCCUGCAGAACCAGACCCGCUUCAUCCGGGUGGCGCACCCGCCCGGCGACCACAUGCUGUUCGUGGGCUACCCGCCGCAUCUGCAGCACGCCGUGAGUCUGACCAACUUUGUGCCUCGCUUCGGUUUCCUGCACUUGGACCUGCCCGUCUUCUUGGAGACGUUCUGCAAGUACGUGUUUUCCCUCUCGGGCGCCCUGGCGGUGGUCAACUCGGUGCCGUGCUUCGCUCUGGACGGCCAGUGGAUGCUCAACGCCUUGCUGGAGGCCACCCUGGCCGGCGCGGUGGCGGACCGGCAGAAGCGCGAGCUGACGGGUUUCUUCCUGCUGCUGGCCGGCAGCGCCCUGCUGGCCGCCAACGUGGCGCUGGGCUUGUGGAUGGUGACGGCGCGGUAACGAAAUCGAACGCUGGCCCGUGGACCGGCGAAGACGUGAGCCAGAACCUUUUUCUGCUGAUGGGACAAAAACCAAGAAGCGUUCUUGGCAUUCGGCGUUUUCACAUCUGCUGAAUGAUGUGAACAAACGACCGUGUUCAGUGCCGAUCACUUGCUAAUUUCUAUCGUUUUUUUUUUUUUUUUUUUUUAACCUGCACCAAGGAGAUAGAUUGCGACUGUUCAAGAUUUUUAUUUUUUAUCGGAGGGCGUGUGGAAAAAGUGCAGAUGCGUGCUUAGGGUUAGGACACCAUUUCUUGUUUUGCCAAGUAUGGGAAAUGAAGCUUCCAAAUUAUGAAAAUGUCUCUGGUUUCAAACACUGCGGGCGUGUUUAAUGAAUUUGUGCAACACGUCCUUCUGAAAAAAAUAAUGAUCUUCAUCUUUGAUUUUAUUGAUGCCGGUGCUACUUUUUUUCCUACAUUAGAGUUGUAAAAACAAGUUUGCUUAAAGCGGCUGGACUGUGUCCCAUUGGGUCGGCAUGGGGAUUUUCCGCACCCUGACAACGAGGCACUCCAAAAGGACCUACGUAAGUGCGACGCCCCUAUCCAAGAACUGCAGCUCAUCUGUGACUUUUGAGGACUGACGGACCCACACUCGCAGCUGACGACGAGGCACUCCAAAGGAUCCACGCAAGGGCGACUCCCCUACCCAAGGUUUCCAGCUCCUUUGUGUGUUUUGAGGACUGACGGGCGCACACUCGCUGCUGACGACGAGGCGCUCCAAAGCGUGACUUUCCCACAAGUCCCUCCAAGAAUUCCGACAUCUUGAGUUUAAUGCUACAUCCCCACAUUUCAAUCCUCCUUUGUUGUCAGCACUGAUUUUCAGAGAUGUUGAACAUAUUUAGAAACAUAAUCAGUUAGCAGAAACAAAUCUCUUGAGUGCAUUUCAUCCUUCAUAACUGCCAGGGAAAGGAUGUCGCCGCGUUGAUGGCACAAGUGACUUUGCGGCAGUCGGCAUCCUGCGACGUCCCCUCGUCUGUCUUUCGCUGUGUCGUUGAUUAAAUCCUUCAAUAAAGUGCCGUCUGUCCUUCCGCACAAACGGACUCGUGGUG
This is a messenger RNA of Syngnathoides biaculeatus (alligator pipefish), 2810 nucleotides long. RefSeq names its product membrane-bound transcription factor peptidase, site 2 (gene mbtps2). NCBI's taxonomy places the organism in Eukaryota, Metazoa, Chordata, Actinopteri, Syngnathiformes, Syngnathidae. Gene Ontology annotation, cellular component: membrane; cytoplasm. The record is from RefSeq and is a predicted model, not a curated record. The coding region runs from base 243 to 1724 and encodes 493 amino acids. Gene Ontology annotation, molecular function: metalloendopeptidase activity; protein binding. Gene Ontology annotation, biological process: membrane protein intracellular domain proteolysis; regulation of response to endoplasmic reticulum stress. The transcript is spliced from 11 exons.